Zasmidium cellare ATCC 36951 is the source of this 1425-nucleotide messenger RNA. RefSeq names its product glycoside hydrolase family 71 protein. Lineage: Eukaryota; Fungi; Ascomycota; Dothideomycetes; Mycosphaerellales; Mycosphaerellaceae. The transcript has 2 exons. The coding region runs from base 1 to 1425 and encodes 474 amino acids. Gene Ontology annotation, molecular function: glucan endo-1,3-alpha-glucosidase activity. The record is from RefSeq and is a predicted model, not a curated record.
AUGCUCCCCCUUCUCUUCGCCCUGCUUUCGGCGCUGGCGCUGCAAACCACCUCGGCUGCCUCCGUCUUCGCCCAUUUCAUGCUCAUGAACUCCUAUGCCUACGACGAAGACCAAUGGAAGACCGACAUCGCUGCUGCGCAGCAGGUCGGCAUCGAUGGAUUCGCGCUCAACUGGAUCCCGCCUAACUGCCAGGACGACGAGAGCUGGGCCAUCGAUAGAAUCGAUGAUGCUUUCCACGCCGCCGAAGACCUUGGCUUCAAGCUCAUGUAUUCCUUCGACAUGAGUUACACCGAAUGCAACCACUACUGGAACCAGACCUUCAUGCAAGACAUGAUCACCAAGUACGCCGGCAGCUCAGCAACCUACCGCUGGAACAGCAACAUUCUUGUAUCAACUUACGGCGGUGAUCAGGUCGAUGAUGUAUACGGCGACAUGUUCUUCCAAGGCCUCAAGGACCGCAUGAAGUCUUCGAAUGCCAUCACCCUGGUUCCCGCCUUGACCACCUACUCAAUGGCCGCUCAAACCGAUGCCUCCAAUGCAGCAUCCAAGCUGAUGUCCGAGUAUCCUUCAAUCGAUGGCUACUUCAACUGGCAAGCCUGGCCUCUUGAUGUUGAUAAGAACAUCACCGUCUCCCCCGACGUGGCGUUCCAGUCUGCCUUGAAGAAUGCUGGCCGGACCGGUCCUUACAUGAUGGCCAUGUCGCCCUGGCAGUACAAGGAUCUCAACAAUGGCAACCCACUCGACGCUUGGGUGGCAUACAGCGACAUGCUUUUCCCCAAGCGCUUCCAACAGAUCACCAGUAAUGACCAGAUCCAGCCCGACAUCAUCGAGAUCUUGACCUGGAACGACUUCUGCGAGUCUCACUACAUUCGCGAUCUCCCUUCUCAGGACAUUACUGCCAAGGACUACGUCGAGCUUGGAGAGAUGGGCGCUUACGUUUGGGGCCAGAACCAUGCCCCCUGGCGGAUAAUAGCUAAGUACUAUAUCUCCUGGUGGAAGAAUGGCAGCCCCCCACCCAUCACCAUGGAUCAGGUGGUCUUCUGGCACCGCAUUCACCCCAAGGGCACCGUCUGCACUGGUGGCUCUUCAAGUGGCAUUCGCAACAACGCCUUCCCCGAGGACGCGGUCUUUGCUUGGGCACUAGUGUCAGAGUCAUCAACCAUCUCCAUGUCGGUCGGCAGCAACAAAUACUGGACAUUCCGAGCCGACUCGAGCGGCCCAGCGAUGGCCAUGGUUCCAUUCCCGGCCUACGUAUCACAGAGCGGCGUCACACCAGAGGUGGCGAUCGUGCGCAACGGCGAGACGGUCCACACAGCCAAGAGCUCGCAACCCAUUUCCAGCGCCUGCGCUUGGCAGAACUUCAACCCCGUCGUCAACCUCGUCGGCGACGGCCUCAACUCAGGACCGUCAGCGUCUUCGUACUGA